AAAAUUGUGGCCGAAUGUGUGGUUGUGUUGAGAAAGUUGCUGCAGAUGCAGAGUUCCGAUCACAAAGAGAUCAUUAUUCGGAUUGCUCAACUCACGGACACCAUGACUGUCCCAUCUGCGUUAGCAUCUAUCCUAUGGUUACUCGGCGAGUACAGCCAUCGUUUGCCCAAAAUCGCUCCAGAUGUGUUACGCAAAAUGGCUAAGACUUUCAUCAAUCAGGAACCGGUGGUAAAGCUUCAGAUACUGAAUUUGGCGGCAAAGUUAGCCAUUGUUAAUCCAAAACAGACUCAUCUGCUGGCCCAGUAUGUGUUCACUUUGGCGCGCUAUGACCAAAGCUACGACAUCCGUGAUCGAUCUCGACUUUUGCGUGCACUUAUUUUUCCCCAAUCAAUCCAGGAGAACAACGUCGGUGAGGCGGGAGCGACCAUGGAACCGCCCGAGUCCAAACCUUUUGUGCCGGGCUACCUGGCUAAGCAUGCCCGGAAAAUCUGCCUCGCGGUUAAACCAGCUCCGGUUCUUCAGUUUCAGUCCAAAGAUCGGUCUACUUUCGCGUUGGGCUCUCUGUCUCACUUGUUAAACCAUUGCGUUCAUGGAUACCAAGACCUGCCGGAUUGGCCAGUGGUACCACCAAAUCCAUGGUCCCGCGUCGUGCAGAGUAGCAGCACUCCGGCAGUCAGUUCCGGCUCUCCGGCCUCGUCUGUUGUGGAUCGGACUGGCGAUUCACGUUCGGGGCAACCGAAAUCCUUGAAAGAUUUCUUUUCGGAUUCAGAAGAGAGUGAAGGUGUAGAAGACGGGGAUGAUUGCCAGGAGGAUGAGCUUGAUGAUGAUGAAGAAAAAGAAGAAGAAAUGAAUGAGGGCAACUACGCCUCCGAUGAAGAUCAAGAGGAGACCAAUCCACAGAGCAAAACGCAGCAGCAGCAAAGAGCUCAACUUUGGGAUGAACAUUCCGAGGAUGAGGAAGUCCAGUCCGACCUGAUCGAGAUGGAACCAAAUUCAGCCAGCAGCAGUUCAGAUUCAGAAUUCGCUCUCGGUCCAUUGCAACAACUGAUUCGGGAAACGAAGAAACCAACUCCUUCUGUCCCCGACGCCAGUCUGGAAAACGAUUCAACCGAAGCUCGCUCAGCCUCUCCGGUAACGACAGAACCUUCGGAUUCCGAGGAGCGUACAUUUUCUAGUGCUGCUUUAAUCGCACCCAAACCGGGGUCAUUGGUGCGCUCUUUGUUACAGGUGGCUGUGUCUGCUGAAACGGAGUCUGACACGGAGGAUACUGAGGGCGAAGAGGAUGAGGAUUUACGCAAUCUGGUACUCCCAGACAGAACAGUUGCUAAAAAGCACGUUCUACCAAUUCACUUAAAGGUCGAUUCUGGAGUUGCUCCAAACCAACUGGUCCAGUGCUCCAAUCUGACGGCAGCACCACCCAAGGACUUGAAGUCAUCUAAAUCCCGUCAGCUAGUUCUGGAUGACCUCGAAAAGGCUUCAGGCACAGGUCUUUCCGAGAGCCAGGCUGAAAUCGCGAAGCUUGUUGUUCCGAAAUUCGGUAUGAUAUAUGAUCGAAAGCUGAACAACUGCGGGAAAUUGGGAGACACACAGAAGACAAGCAUUAUUUCCGAAUCACCCAGUAUCGCCAUUGAACCUGCACUGAUCCCGCACCUGAUCGAUACAACUCCGACACCGUUGCCUACUUUGGAUCACUGUUACAUCCAGAACGGAAGUGAUACUGAGGUUGCUCCUGUUUCGCCCAUUCGGUCCAUUCCCUUCCCGAUCUCUUACCAGUUCACUCGUAUCGUGCACAAAUCCAAUUCGAAUCUGGUCGUGCUCAUGCUAAAGUUCAAGGUCCUCAGUGAGGACAGUUCGCUUAGUCUAACCGAUGUGCAUCUGGAUUUGAGAAGCACCGUUAUUGGGCGUUUGCUGUUGGAUGCGAACCGUAUUGAACCCUUUGAUCCAAUCGAAUGUCUGUCCGCUCAGUCCGAAUAUUGUUGCACGCUGGGAAUUGAUUUCGCCGGAUUUUUCGACUCUAUAGAUAUCAACUUAGUCUAUCACUUGGGCUCAAAACGCUCCGAUAACAUGGUCAGUUUGCCCCUCUCAAUUGCCCCACCACCGGGCGAACUAAUUCGACCAAACACACUGAUGAAUGACUUGGAGUACUCCAAAGUAAAAGGCAUUCUGAUCCAGUCGGUCCUUCAAGCCGCAAACGUGCAUUAUCGUGGUGCUUUUCUCUGUCCCAAUCCGUCCACGUCGAGCCCGGUGGGUCGUCAUACCGCUCCACCGGAUGGAUAUCGGUCCGAGUCGUCGUCCCUGUUGUUCCAGUUCAAUGCUUUAACAAUUUCCGAGAACCAUCCCUGUUUGUUUGAAAUACAAUUGAUAGGCGCUCCGUGGAAUCCAUCGCACUGCCAAGGCGACAACACACACAGUCCCACAUCAGCUCUAGGUGCAGCCGAAAUAGUAGGUGCGUCAGCAAACGCCACUGGGGAAGGACAGCUGAUUCUAACCGUCUAUUGUCCGAUGGAUCGUAUUCGGACGGCACUGUGUAACCAGCUGGAAGUUGCGCUUUGUGAAACUAUCGUUUCCUCUGGACAGACACCUGGUUGA
Molecule: messenger RNA, 2589 nt
Organism: Echinostoma caproni
Lineage: Eukaryota; Metazoa; Platyhelminthes; Trematoda; Plagiorchiida; Echinostomatidae
Source: the annotation of a GenBank genome assembly